Molecule: messenger RNA, 426 nt
Organism: Thelazia callipaeda (thelaziosis nematode)
Lineage: Eukaryota; Metazoa; Nematoda; Chromadorea; Rhabditida; Thelaziidae
Source: the annotation of a GenBank genome assembly
AUGUUAAAGAUGGUCUCUGACUGCUAUUGCAAAUGUGGAAUUCAGUGUGAUCCACGACGUGAAGACGAACUAGAAGUGGGAAAAAAGUUGUGGAAUGACGUGUCUUCCUCAAUAUCCAAGUAUGAUGACGUGAAUGUAACGCAAAAGAAUUACAAAACUGUGACAGCCUCAACUAUGAACAGUGCGAGUAGAUGGAUCGCAAAAGAAUCAGACAAAACUCAGUCUAUGGCAAAUAUACCGAUGAAACACAAGGAGUGCAAAUCUAAUUUCAGUAAUUUCAGCAUCACUGAUUCAAGCGUGCAUCAGAUAGGACAGUCUUAUCAGUGGCAAAUACAACCAGAGCCAACACUGCAGUCUACAGAAAUGAUUGAAUUGCAUGGGAAAGCAAUCCUGACAGAUAGAUGGCCAGAAGAAUCUGUUCAUACU